Molecule: messenger RNA, 1011 nt
Organism: Ambispora gerdemannii
Lineage: Eukaryota; Fungi; Glomeromycota; Glomeromycetes; Archaeosporales; Ambisporaceae
Source: the annotation of a GenBank genome assembly
AUGGAAAUGAGAAUACAUGUAUUAAAGAACGAUAAUAAUGAUGAGGAGGAUAUCGAUAACGAAAAUACCAAUGAGCAUGAUAUCAAUCACGAAAAUACCAAUAAUGAAUAUGAUGAUACAAAUAGCGAAAAUACCAAUAACGAAAAUACCAAUAAUGAGUAUGAUGGGAAUAUCAAUAACCAGAAUAUUAAUAUCGAUAACGAAAAUAAUGAGUAUGAUGAGGAUAUCGAUAACGAAGAUACCAAUAAUGAGUAUGAUGACAACAUCGAUAACGAAAAUACCAAUAAUGAAUAUGACAAGAAUAAUAAUGAAUAUGGCGAGGAUAAAAAAGCGGCAGAGGAAUAUAAAGUUAACGAAAAAGAUGACAUUGAGAAUAAGAUAUUCCCAAAUUAUGAAAAAGCGGUUGAAGAAUUUUUCUCUGACCUUGAUCAUGGAAUGAAGUAUGAUAGAUGGGAAACCUAUAUAAGAACAUUCCUCGAAACAAUUGAAUCACAAAGUCACGAAAUGAUCAAAUAUCUAACAUAUCAUCAACACCCACAAAACCAAAUAAUUCUUGGGGUAUUCUAUUUACAAGACUCGCAUAAAAGACAACAAGCAUUUCAAGAAUUCAAAAAAGCUGCAGAAUCAAAUAAUUCAUAUGGACAAUAUUUUCUUGGAUAUUGUUAUAAGCAUGGAAUUGGAACAACGGACGAUUCCGCCUUGGCAGUUUAUUGGCUACGACAGGCUGUGAAUCAACGGAAUUCAGUUGCUUAUUUCGCUUUGGCAUUACAUUACGAGGGUGGAAUCGGUAUAAAAAAGGAUCAAAAAAAGUCGUACACCUUGUAUUGUAAGGCGAUGGAAAAUGGAUAUCUUGGUGCUUUGGCUGCUCUUGCUUAUGCUUAUGAUCGUGGAAUCGGAGUACAACUUGAUACACAUAAAACUAUUUAUUGGUUACGAAAAAGUAAAAAAGCUGGGAAUGCUUUUGCACAUGUUUACAUAGAAGCAAAGUUUAAUUCGAAGCAUCGAUUUUAA